Xylaria bambusicola is the source of this 1940-nucleotide messenger RNA. RefSeq names its product DnaJ-domain-containing protein. The record is from RefSeq and is a predicted model, not a curated record. Gene Ontology annotation, cellular component: cytosol. The coding region runs from base 259 to 1593 and encodes 444 amino acids. NCBI's taxonomy places the organism in Eukaryota, Fungi, Ascomycota, Sordariomycetes, Xylariales, Xylariaceae. The transcript has 2 exons. Gene Ontology annotation, molecular function: Hsp70 protein binding; ribosome binding. Gene Ontology annotation, biological process: 'de novo' cotranslational protein folding; regulation of translational fidelity.
UGGAGCUGUGGCUAGGUAACGAUUUCGUAUCGAAUGGAUUGGCUGCCCGGGGCUUAGUUGCUCGGGAUGCCGACGCUAAAUUCCAAGGCCAAAAAUAUUCAAAAAAGAAAAGAAAAGAUAAGAUAAAAAAAAAGUUGAUACAAGCUGCCUGCCCCACGUUCCAUCUAGGUAUUCAUUCCAUCAGCUACCCGGCCACUUGUAUCCCAUCCUCCCAUAUUUCUGUACGCCGUGGUAAAACUCACCUCCAUACGCAACACCAUGGCUACCGCAACCCUCGUCUCGAGGCCUUUGCCUUCGCUUCCUGAAGGCUGGUCUGCCGACAAAGACUUCAAACCCAUCGGCACCAUCACCGCUUCCACACAGCGAACCAUUGAGCCUGUCGGACCUCACUUCCUCGCUCACGCCCGCCGAGCCCGUCACAAGCGAACCUUUUCCGAAGAUGACCGCAUCCAGGCCCAGGAACGUGCCCAGAAGGUUGAGAAGGAUGACGAGAGCGACGAGAGCGAGCCUGAGGACCCCAUGAUGCUGCAGCGCGAGGCCAAGGACUGGAAGUCGCAAGACCACUACCAAGUCCUCGGUUUGUCCAAGUACCGAUGGAAGGCCACAGAGGACCAGAUCAAGCGUGCUCAUCGCAAGAAGGUCCUGAAGCACCACCCUGACAAGAAGGCUGCCCAAGGCAGUACCGAAGACGACAACUUCUUCAAGUGCAUCCAGAAAGCCACUGAGGUGCUUCUCGACCCCGUCAAGCGCAGGCAAUUUGACUCGGUCGACGAGAAGGCCGAUGUUGACCCGCCGACGAAGAAGGAAGCAGCCAAGGGUAACUACUAUAAGCUCUGGAGCAGAGUGUUCAAGUCCGAAGCCCGUUUCUCCAAGACACAGCCCGUGCCCAUGUUCGGCGACGACAACUCCACUAAGGAAGACGUCGACAACUUCUACAACUUCUGGUACAACUUCGACUCAUGGCGCUCCUUCGAGUACCUCGACGAGGACGUCCCCGACGACAACGAGAACCGCGACCAGAAGCGCCACAUGGAGCGCAAGAACGCCAACGCCCGCAAAAAGAAGAAGGCCGAGGACAACACGCGCCUGAGGAAGAUGCUGGACGAGUGCUCCACCAAUGAUGAGCGUAUCAAGAAGUUCAGGCAAGAGGCCAACGCCUCCAAGAACAAGAAGAAGCUCGAGAAGGAAGCCGCUGAGAAGAAGGCCAAGGAAGACGCCCGCCUGAAGAAGGAGGCUGAGGAGAAGGCUGCUAAGGAAGCCGAGGAAAAGGCCAAGGCUGACCGCGAGGCCAACAAGAAGGCUAAAGAAGCUGCCAAGAACGCUGUGAAGAAGAACAAGCGUGUGCUGCGUGGCUCUGUCAAGGACGCGAACUACUUUGCUGCCGGCGAUGCCGCGCCCGCUCAGAUCGAUGCUGUACUGAACGACGUCGAGCUCGUGCAGGGUAAGAUCGAUGCUGAUGAGAUCGCCGCCCUUGCUGGAAAGCUUAAUGGUCUUACUAUUGCCGAUGAUAUCAAGGCCGUGUGGAGCGGCGAGGUCAAGAGGCUUGUAGAGGCUGGCAAGCUCAAGGAGGGAGAGGCGAAGACCUUCGUUUAAGGUAUAGAUAGAGCUAGGUAAUGGCUGAUGGCUGAUGCGCGGUAAAUAGAGAAAAUGGGUAUGAUAGAUGAGAUCAGCAGCACGAGCUGUAUAUGACUACAUAGACUUUGCUGAAGAUAUGCCAUGCUGAGUGAUUGUUUCUAUUCCAUUUCGAUGAUGCCAAGUGUGUGUUGUUCCACCUUCAAGACACUAUUCAUCCUGGUGGAGGUAUGAAGGUGGUCUGUCUUCUUGUCUUCUCCUUAUUUUAUAGGUACCUAUCUAUGUCUCUCUGGGCUUGGAACAUGAUGCUAUUCAUGAUAUCAUGAUAAACUAGGGCUGCAUGAGUCCUUGACCAACCAACUCCUUCU